Arachis ipaensis is the source of this 1194-nucleotide messenger RNA. The record is from RefSeq and is a predicted model, not a curated record. Lineage: Eukaryota; Viridiplantae; Streptophyta; Magnoliopsida; Fabales; Fabaceae.
UUGAAAUAAGUUUGAGGGCGAGAAAAUUUAUUUCUAAGAUGUUUACUCUAGUUAAACUAAUAAGUGCCAUUGAGUUGGAUUUGUUUAUGCUAAUAUUCAAAUUUUGUUUAUAGGCAAUCACUGGCAUUGCACUGCCGGCUGGUUCAAACAAACUUAUUUCUGGUAGCACUGACGGCACAGUUCGGGCAUGGGACUGCAACACUGGCCGUUGUGUUAACAUGAUCCAUCUUAAUUCUCCAGUUACCUCACUUAUAUCUGAGGGCCCAUGGAUCUUUGCCGGUGUGAAAAAUGCUGUGAAGGCAUGGAAUAUUCAGACGGGUGCAGAUGUUACUCUUGAUGGACCUAAAGGGCAAGUCCUUUCUUUGAAUGUUGGCAAUGAUAUCCUCCUUGCUGGAGCAGAGGAUGGUGUUAUUUAUGCUUGGAGAUGCAGCUUUGAGACUCCUUUCAAACUGGUUGCAACACUAAGUGGUCAUAGUAAACCAGUGGUUUGUCUUGCUAUUGGAUGUCACAAGAUGCUUUAUUCUGGAUCCAUGGACCAUAGCAUUAAGGUUUGGGACCUUGAUACAUUCCAGUGCACAAUGACACUUAACGGGCAUACCGACGUUGUCACAUCACUUAUUUGCUGGGACAAUUACUUGUUAUCGGGUUCAUCUGAUUGCACAGUCAAUGUUUGGGUGUGCACUGAGGAGGGAACUCUAGAAGUGGCAUACACUCACACUCACCAAAUUGCUGUUCUUGGACUGUAUGGGAUGACUGAUGUAGAGGCGAAGCCAAUAUUGUUCUGCUCGUGCAAAGAUAAUUCAGUUCGUAUGUAUGAGUUGCCGACGUUUCUAGAGAGAGGUCGACUAUUUACAAGACAAGAAGUUCGAUCCUUUCAGAUAGGCCCUGGCGGACUCUUCUUUACUGGAGAUGAGACUGGUUUGCUGAAUGUGUGGAAAUGGUUAGAAGAGUAGUAAAAUACAUAAGAUUUUGAGUUACAUGAUGAGUUAUUCUAAUUACUUUGAUGUGGUGACCUUAUCUUUAUUCUCUGAAUGUAUGAAUUAACUGAGUAUACUUGAUGUUGGGGUUGGGCAUAUUGGUUCUUAAGGUACAAGAAUUUAAAGAAGUAUUAUUGAUUCUCUGAAAUAUCAAAAAGAUUGAUUCUUGAAGCAAAAGAAACAGCAAAAAAAAUAAGAAAAUAAAAAAAGAAAAAGA